AUGGCAACAAAUAUCAAUUUGGAAAUGAAUAUUUUGGAUAUUAAAGAAUUUUUACCUGAACUAGUAAAUCCUGAACUUGAACCAACAAUAAUUCAUUCGAAUGUACCUGUGAAAUAUCUUUCUACAUCACCAGAAGGGAUUGUCACUAUAUUUCAUAUUUCUGAUUGGACCAAUUCAAGUCAUGCAUGGAAAAAUGUAAAAUGGUAUUCAUUUAAUAAAAAAUCACUAUACUUUGGCAAUUCACAAGUAUAUAAAGAAAAAUACUACUGUAUAAGAAUUAAAGCUUGUUGUUUUACUGAUCCUUUACUUAUAAAUAUUGAACAUAAUGAAGUUGAUGUUGAAUCUUCUCUAUGA
Cetraspora pellucida is the source of this 354-nucleotide messenger RNA. Lineage: Eukaryota; Fungi; Glomeromycota; Glomeromycetes; Diversisporales; Gigasporaceae. The record is from the annotation of a GenBank genome assembly.